Messenger RNA from Leishmania major strain Friedlin, 1806 nucleotides. RefSeq names its product putative protein kinase. The transcript has a single exon. Gene Ontology annotation, biological process: protein phosphorylation. The record is from RefSeq and is a predicted model, not a curated record. Gene Ontology annotation, molecular function: ATP binding; protein kinase activity. Bases 1 to 1806 code for a protein of 601 amino acids. NCBI's taxonomy places the organism in Eukaryota, Euglenozoa, Kinetoplastea, Trypanosomatida, Trypanosomatidae.
AUGGUGACGGCCAUCGGCGGCGGCGGUGGAGUUGUGGUCACGUGUUGUGGGCAGUGCGGCACGGCGUUUCAAAAGUCGAGCGCGCGUUUUUGCAGCCGAUGCGGCGUGCGGCGUGACAUUCCAGCGGCGGUGGCCGUCGCGGCGAGAAAGCCGAAGCCCAAAGAGACGGUUGUGUCAAUGCCACCCUUGGCCUCUGUCGGCAAGGAGUCGGUCUCGGGGCCACCGGCUGAUGGCGUGAAGGGCACGCUGCGGCCGCUCGAUCUAGAGAAGCUCAGCGAGAAGAAGCGAAGUAGCGGCGGCGGUAGUGUGGCCCCGCCGCCCUUGACAGAGGUGUCGCCGUCUGCGCUAGAGUUUCGCGACCCGAGCGAGGCCACCUCCAUCACCACACCCAAGCGGCGAGCUAGUCUUGCAACGGCAGCUGGAGGUGUGCUUUCCUCUGCUGUUGAUGCUUCUCUGACCCUUUCUGAUCAACAGCAGCGGCGGCGCGAGCAGCGCGCGUCUUCCAAGUACGCCAAGGGCGGCUCACUCACCGGGUCACCUCUGGCAUCGAUGGCUGACCCGGACCAGCUUGAGCAUGUGCUCACUUCGUCCUUACAGGAGAAUGCGGCGACGGGAGGCGGUGCGGGCAACGGCGUUGACCGAAGUCGUGUUCCCAUCCUGCCCCCCGAGCAGCGUCCGCCGUCCACCUUUUCACUAUCUGUAGCGCUAGUACGCAGGGACGGGGGCGGGGCAGCAGUGACGGAUGGCGCAGACUUCACGGGCGCCUCGGUGAAAACCACUCCCCCUACAUGGCCGGCGGACGCGCAGGCGUCCACGAGCAACGGCGGCGACACCGAAGAGGCUAUCGCGUCUCUGCGGCCAUCGGCGGAGGAGGAGGCGCAGUACACGGCCUGGGCGACGCUCUCGCCUGACGACCUCACCCCGGAGAUGUUGCAGACUAGCAAUGCCAGCGAGCUGCGACAGUGGCGCAAGGGCAACCUCAUCGGCCGCGGCACCUACGGGUCUGUCUAUCUCGGGCUCCUUCCUGACGGCAGCUUCCACGCCGUCAAGUGCGUGGAGCUUGGCAACAGGAAGGCUGCAGCAGAUCACCUCGGCGCCCUCGAGCUUGUCUCACUCUCGCGCGAGGUCAACAUGAUGCAUCGCCUGCGACACCGAAACCUCUGCACGUUCAAAGGCGUCUACUUUGACUCGGAGAGUGCCUCCGUCUGCAUGUUCAUGGAGUACAUCGGCGGCGGCUCCCUCUCUGCCCUCGUCAAGAAGUUCAAGCCGCUGCCGCCCUCGGUGGUGCGCAGCUGGACGCAGCAGCUGCUCUCCGGGUUACACUACCUACACAGCCAGCACAUCAUUCACCGCGACAUCAAGGGUGACAAUGUGCUGGUCGACACCACAGCCGAUCCAGCCACCCAGUCGCAGAUCAAACUUGUCGACUUUGGCGCGGCGCGGCGGCUGACAGACGCUGUGUCGCAGAGCAGCACCGUGAUCGGCACACCCUACUGGAUGGCGCCCGAGGUGGUAGACGCGUCCGGAGACGGGAGCGGAUACAGCUACAAGGCGGAUGUGUGGUCGGUGGGGUGCACUGUGGCGGAGAUGCUGACGGGGCGGCCGCCGUGGCCGUGCAAGACGAGUGCACCAGCCGCUAUCAUAAUGAUUGCGUCUGCCACCGGGAUGCCGACGGAGAUCCCGGAAGAGGAGGCGACGCCAGGAUGCUUAGACUUCAUGCGCCAGUGCUUCAUCCGCGACCCGGAGAAGCGGCCGACGGUGCAGCAGCUGCUGCAGCACCCGUGGAUACAAUUACAGAUGGAGUAG